Pangasianodon hypophthalmus (striped catfish) is the source of this 3055-nucleotide messenger RNA. Its product is annotated as transmembrane protein 151B. The transcript is spliced from 2 exons. Bases 135 to 1796 code for a protein of 553 amino acids. NCBI's taxonomy places the organism in Eukaryota, Metazoa, Chordata, Actinopteri, Siluriformes, Pangasiidae. The record is from RefSeq and is a predicted model, not a curated record.
UCUUCGCGCGCCUUGGCUGAUUUCCCGCCAUUCCCGCCCUAUGCUGCUCAGCAGUGCACGCGGAGCCCAUUUUCCCUGAGGAAAGCGGGGUCUCAGAGGUCCAGCAGGCGAGCUGACUGAAAUGUCAGGUCAGGAUGGUGUCAACAGACGUGGAAGCUGAUAGGAGUGCGGAGGACACAGUGCUGAACAGGCCCAAUGAUGAUGCGGAAACACCAGCCAGCCUUAAUACGAUAGAGGAGCAAAGGCCAGUGAAACAGUCCCUGAGCGCAUCUAUGCGUCGCGAGACACACUGGCGCUGUCUCCUCCUCUCCUUGCUCAUGUAUAGCUGCCUGGGUGCUGUGGCCUGGUGCCAGUUCAGUCGUGUCACCAAGCUGACCUUUGAUUCAUCCAGUACCUCAUCCUUGACUGCCUCUGUAAACUCACUACGAGGUGGAGGAGGGCGCUCCAUGAUAUAUCACGAUAGCCCCUGCACUGAUGGCUACUUCUAUAUCCCACUUGCCUUUCUGCUAAUGCUCUAUGCAGUCUACCUGAUGGAGUGCUGGCACUGCCGUGCCCGCAGUGAGCUCCAGUACAAAGCUAAUGUAGACAGUGUCUACGAAAGGGUGCUACGCAUGCGUCAGGCUCGGCCAUGUGUGUGGUGGAAAGCCAUUGGCUACCAUUUUGUACGGAGGACAAGACAAGUCACACGCUAUCGGAAUGGAGAUGCCUACACCACUACACAGGUCUACCAUGAGCGGGUCAACACACACGUGGUGGAAGGCGAAUUUGACUACAGCCAUUGCGGAAUGAAGGACAUCUCACGGGACCUACGUGGCCUGGAGAGUCAUCCAGCUACAAGGUUACGCUUUACCAAGUGCUUCAGUUUUGCAGGACCAGGACCUGAGAAUGUCUAUCUCAACCAACGGUCCAGAUUCUUCUCAGCGAUCGAGGGCUUAGACGACUACAUGGAGGCACGAGAAGGCAUGCAGCUGAAAAAUGUUGAUUUCAGAGAACACCUUAUAGCCUAUGUGGAUCCUGACCAGCUACCCUGGUACUCUUCUCAGGUCGCCUUUUGGCUGGCUGCCGUCCUCAUGCUAUCCUGGCCACUACGGGUUUGGGUAGAGUAUCGGACAGCCUACGUACACUACCAGGUAGAAAAGCUCUUUGGGCUGGAGUACAGCAACAACAGCUCAUCUUCAGAUGAGCUUCCAUCUGCAAGGAAUAGUCAUUGCAGUAUCCCAAGAGGGGAAACGGUAGACAGCACAGAGCUGGAAUGGCAUAUUCGCUCGAACCGCCAGCUUAUCCCUAGCUACUCUGAAGCCAUGCUGAUGAACUUGGGGAACUCUAGGCCAGGACAAGGUGACAUCAGAGCAUCAAACGGCUUCCUAUUAGAUGACACCCUAACCCAGAGCUAUGGCACCUUGACACAAGACUGUGAUCGUUGCUGCCAGCUUGAAGGAACGCGUCGAGCCACCAUCAGCUCCAGCUGCUCCUCCAUCUUCUCCCGGCACACUUUCCAUUCAUGCGUGUCUCAAGACACUUCCCGCUUUUCACUGUGCCGAAUGUAUGGAUCUAGGCACACGGUGGGGCUGUGGAGGAGUCAUAGCAGCACACUGACUGAACGCUGCUGCCUGGACGAGCAGUGUUGCAGGUCAUACUCCAGCCAGCUAGCACUAAAUAACAGCCCACCCAACUACCAGGAUGCACGCUUCUUCCCUGUCCUUAUUGUGCACAGGUCCGAGGGGUGCGGAGAUCCUUCAGAAGUGAGGAGAUACUAUGUCCGUAGAAGUUCCCUCUGUUUGGAGACUUCCCUUUAGAACUUUAUGCAUCCUCGCUUCACUGAUCAAAUGUGGUGAUAUGAAAGAACGCAUAAUGACUUUCAGAAUUAUGGCCUUAGUAGAACUGGGAGGGAAAUAUGCAAUGACUGUCUGUUUACUGAAUGUGAUUAUAACCCAAGUCCUUGAUGGUAAUGAUAAAUAAACUAAAAGCCUCAAAAUCUUUUAAAUAUAUGUGUGUAGCAAAUAAAUAAAUAUUUGCAUAAAAAAUUAUGUACAGGUAGAUUGGAAUUCCUUUGAUUGGAAAGGACUUUCCCCAUUACCCAUCACUAGCACAUCAUCUGCAUUGGAAAUUAUAAAAAUUGAAGUCUAUAAAAAUCACCAAAGAAGAAAUGACUGAAGAUAUAUAGAAAUAAUGACUGAAUAUCUAAAAGAAAUGAUGUACAUUUACCAGAUACAUCAAAACUUCAGUUUUCACACACAUUUCACUUUUAGGUAAAAGGUUUUAAUCUGUCCUACAUCAUUUAAAUUCCAUAUAUUUUUUGUGCUUGCUGUGUAGAAAAAAUAGUCGAUUAAGUAUUGAUGAAAGGAAAUAUUGGAUGACAAAUUAUAAUGGAAGUCAAAACAAUAAUUGAGAAUUCCAUUAGUGAUGCACCAGUGUGAAAGUUCUUGGCCUUAACUGAUGUCAAAAUGCAGGACAUUGCAUAAAUUAUUUUCAUUUAUAUUGUUUUUAUUUCAGUGAAAUAUGUCCAAGUUACAAAAAUGUAAUAUUCUGAAAAUUCUUGUUUUGGUAUAUUUCACAGCAAAUUUUAAUAUGAAAUAUGUAAUAUGCAAAAUGAAAAAGAAAUUACAUUUUCAUGUGGGUGAUAAUUAAAAAAUAUCACUGACAACCGAUAACAGUUAUUUUCAAAGUAAGGUUCAAAGCAAUAUUUUGAAAACGGCAUUGUAAGAUUUUUUUAAACACUUGUUAGACUUUCUUUACAUUCCGAUCAAUAAAGUUGAUGCUCUAAGAAAAACAAGAACAACUCUAGUCCCUGUGACUGUCCCAGGCUCUGUACUCAGGAGCACAAAAAUCACAUUAAGACUAAAUGUGUUGACCAGUAGCACUUGGUGUUAUUGCAUGCCUGACUGUCAUUUAUUUUGUGCAUACACCUCAGUCAUUGGGAAGGAACAUAUUGGAAAAGAGCAGUUGUAGGUUAAUGUGAAAGCAGGACCUGAGAAUGCCUACAUUUUUGUGCUGCUAAUUCAGCCUAUAAAAUAUCAGCAAUAAAGCAGCAUAUACAUCUUAUAACCAAGUAAUC